Molecule: messenger RNA, 882 nt
Organism: Canis lupus familiaris (dog)
Lineage: Eukaryota; Metazoa; Chordata; Mammalia; Carnivora; Canidae
Gene: NAA10
Product: N-alpha-acetyltransferase 10, NatA catalytic subunit
Exons: 8
Coding region: 84-791 (235 amino acids)
Biological process (GO): N-terminal peptidyl-glutamic acid acetylation
Cellular component (GO): NatA complex
Molecular function (GO): protein N-terminal-serine acetyltransferase activity; protein-N-terminal-glutamate acetyltransferase activity
Source: RefSeq, a predicted model, not a curated record
GCCGCCCCGGCGUCGCCUUGGAGCGCGGCGGCAGCAGCUGACUGCGUCUAGACCCGCUGGGAGCCGCGAGCCCCGCCGCCGUUAUGAACAUCCGCAAUGCGAGGCCGGAGGACCUGAUGAACAUGCAGCACUGCAAUCUCCUGUGCCUGCCCGAGAACUACCAGAUGAAAUACUACUUCUACCACGGCCUUUCCUGGCCCCAGCUCUCUUACAUCGCAGAGGAUGAGAACGGGAAGAUUGUGGGGUACGUGCUGGCCAAAAUGGAAGAGGACCCGGAUGAUGUGCCCCAUGGACAUAUCACCUCCCUGGCUGUAAAGCGUUCCCACCGGCGCCUUGGCCUGGCUCAGAAGCUGAUGGACCAGGCCUCCCGAGCCAUGAUCGAGAACUUCAAUGCCAAAUACGUCUCCCUGCAUGUCAGGAAGAGUAACCGGGCCGCCCUGCACCUCUAUUCCAACACCCUCAACUUUCAGAUCAGCGAAGUGGAGCCCAAGUACUACGCCGAUGGGGAAGACGCGUACGCAAUGAAGCGGGACCUCACCCAGAUGGCUGACGAGCUGCGAAGGCAUCUGGAGCUGAAGGACAAAGGCAGACACGUGGUGCUGGGCGCCAUCGAGAACAAGGUGGAGGGCAGGGGCAGCUCGCUUCCGAGCUCUGGAGACGCCUGUCGUGACGAGAGAGGCCUGGCUGCUGACGAUAGCGGGGGCGACAGCAAGGAUCUCAGCGAGGUCAGCGAGACCACAGAGAGCACCGACGUCAAGGACAGCUCAGAGGCCUCUGACUCUGCCUCCUAGAGCCCGCACUUGCUCCUCACCCCACCCUGGCCUGCCCAUCCUGUGCUCGCCCCUCGAGGUUUCCCAAUAAACUUCCCCCAGUGGCCUUGGG